Molecule: messenger RNA, 3157 nt
Organism: Nymphalis io (European peacock)
Lineage: Eukaryota; Metazoa; Arthropoda; Insecta; Lepidoptera; Nymphalidae
Gene: ZnT77C
Product: zinc transporter 1
Exons: 9
Coding region: 432-1511 (359 amino acids)
Biological process (GO): intracellular zinc ion homeostasis; detoxification of zinc ion; zinc ion transmembrane transport
Cellular component (GO): membrane
Molecular function (GO): zinc ion transmembrane transporter activity
Source: RefSeq, a predicted model, not a curated record
UAAUCCCACUAAGAUACCUAUUAUACGAGGUUAAAACAGUCGCUUCAAGCUUUAUCAAGAAUGGGCUUGAACCUAUACAAUUGCUACUGUUUGCACAUUCACGCCGGAGCAAUAUGCCUCGGUACUUAACAGUUCGACAGUUCGCUUAUCGGGUACACAAGGUUUGACGAUAAGGCGGUCUGCGCGCACGCAGUCGUCACUCGUCAGUGCCGUAAUAGACGCCGGCGCACUAGCUCACGGUGAUCACGGCUCCACAGUCCACUGACACGAUAUGUCCGCGAUACGUUUGCAAAUAUAAACAAUAUUACUCGACUGCCGGUCCGUGUUUAGUAAACUUUUAUGUUGUGACGAACACCGCAUUAACUUUAAUUUGUGCAGUUUGGUUUAAGUAAAACUCUGUAAGUUGACUGAAAUUCUACGUUUGAGCAGCCAUGGCAAUGAAAGAAUGGCUGCAAUGGUUACCGCCACCGCGGUCGCUACUUGCCUUGCUGAUAGCUGUGGCUGGCUUCAGCGGCCGGCUCUUCGCUGCUCACGUCACACAUUCACCAACACUGCUCGUCGAUACUUGCCACUCAUUAUGCCGACUUGUCGGUCUUAUCACUACCUUACUAGCCUACAAGUACGAACGUGCAGAUGAAGGCACUGGACGCGAGGGUCGACUACGGAACACGUUUGGAUGGGCCCGUAUUGAAGUAGUGGGCCGUUUAUCCGUACACGUAUUAUUCGCAUCGUUUGCACUAGCACUCGUUGUAAAUGCACUGCAGCUCGGCGUGCACUCCUCUCACGUGCAACCGCCUCGCUACCCGAGAGUGAUAGUCAGCAGUGCUGUCAUUGGUCUUCUGUUUAAUGCCAUCAACUAUAUGCUACUCGCUGGUCGAGAACUAAGCUACAGUCGACGGUUAAGUAUGACAGAGGGCGGCGAAGUUAUAUUAAAGACUGGAUCUGCAGAGCCUGUGCUCGCACAUGCGCCAACUGAUAUAGCUAGUAGCCUGUUUGUGAUGGGAGCUGGCUUGACUCUGGAGUGGGAACCCAUUGCAGCUAAGCUAGCCGACCCCGCUCUCUCUGCCAGCGCCGCCAUCAUUCUUGUAAUAUUCAACUAUCCCUUCAUGCGAGCUGCGGGACUUGUGUUGUUACAAACGGUGCCCGAAGGUCUAGGCGCGUGUGAGCUGCGCGCAGCCGCAUUGCGCGUCCCCGGAGUGCUCGCCAUACACGAGCUGCACGUGUGGCAACUGCACAGAGACCGACUGGUCGCUACAGCACACAUAUCGUAUGAUUCACAAGAGGCAUAUUUCCGCAGUUCGAGUGUCGUGUGCGAUAUCUUCAAGCGACAUGGAAUUGGUCUAGUUACUCUUCAACCAGAAUUUACUCUUUCAUCUAUCUCUGGUACAGACGAAGAAAAGAAGAUGUUAAUAGAUUUUGCGAAUGUGGCUUGUUCCUGCCCCUGCGCUAAAGAGUGCACUGCACCUCGAUGUUGCCAAGCUGCUCAGAUACCCUCCAUAACUCGUAUUUGAAUAUCACUUUUAUGAAAUCGGCAGAUGUAUUAUCGAACUCAUUUACAAUAACAAUACUCUUCAUAAAAAUUGAAGCCCGAGUCUGAAUGUCCGUUGCAAGUUACACAAAUCAUACAUAAUUCGAUAAAUUAAUAAUAUUCCUAGCAUCGGAAUCAAAACAUUUUGAAAACGAUAGCAAUCGUGUAUUUGUUUGAUAAUCAACCAAAUGCAAAUUAUUAUUUAGACAUAUCAUUACAUAAUGGUAACAGGGUAAAGUUUGUGCUCAUAUUUAAAAAAAUUGUAGUAUUGAAUAUGAGGCUUUUAGAUAUAAAAUUAAAAACUGUUAACUGAUGUACAUGAAUUGGACAUUGAUAAUCGCUUAAUUUUGCUAAUUCAUACGCGUAAUGAGUUAUUUGUAAAUAUGAUAUAAAAUAGUUGAUAAGAUAUACCACAAAUACAGAAACUAGUACAACCAAAGAACGUUCGGAAAUCAUAACAAAUGUUUUUUUAUAUAUACGUAGCAGUUAUUCAUUUAAUUAUAUCGAAGUGAAAGUCGGCAAGACGUGAUAGAAGGUCUGGUAUUGUACGUAUAUUUUUACUAUUUUUGUACGAAACAAAAUGUCAUUGUUGUGAUUGAGAUUAUAGUCUAUUAAUAAAAUAUUUUUAGAAAGAAAUAUAUUCAAUAAUAGUUAUUUUGUGGAUUUAUAUUACGUUGAGCUUGUUACAUUAUUCCCACCAGUAAUUAAAACCUCAUAGACAACUUGCCAAUUUAAUUAAUUAUUUAUUAGUUAAGGAUUAGUGUUUGUAAAAAGAUAUACUAUAAAUUAGUUUCUAAGAAAUCUUACAAAAUUAUUAUUAAAAGUGAUUUUAACUGCCUUACUAAAUGUAGUAGUAUUAUGUAAUCAAUAAAUCAAUUUCUUUUUCUGCAUACAAAUAAUAAGCUAUUUAUACGUCAAUUGACAACUAAAAGAGGUACUUUAAUAAAACAAAGAAACAUCAUUUCACGAUAUAUUAACGAUACAAUCAAACAAACAGUGCCCUAUUCUUAAUUUAUGUAUUUCACUAAUUACUUAUGAAAUAUCCAUAUAAGAGAAAACAACAAUAAAUAGUUAUGGCCUUACUAAUAAAGAUUGUUUAUCCAGUGCUUAAAUAAACAUGAUUUCUCUCUUUCUCUCAUCAUUCAUUUGAUAUUCGAACGAAGAAGACACAGAAUUGUUUAACUAGUCACCCCUAAACAACAAUUAUAGGUGAAGCCUUAGUGUCUACCUAAGAUUUCAAUUCAUACAAACAUUUUGACUAUAUCUAUUUAUAUGAUAAAAUUAGUGUGAAAACUUCGUUUUCUAAUAUCGAUUUUUUUUUAAUUUAUCCGAAUACUAGGUAAUCGAUUUAAAUAAUUGUGAUGUUCCUAGACAGUAUUAUAUUAUGAUGAUGGAUAGCACGUUGAUAAUGUUAUUUAGUUAAUAAACGCAUUACUCGUACUGACAAUAAUUAAGAUAAGUUGUAUACAAAGUUUUGUUGACUAUUGAUUGUAAAAUGAAUAUUAUAUUCGAACAAUAAAGUGUGUUUUUUGAUUUAACUAGUUCUAUGUUACGCCUUAAUAUUAAUAAGUUAAUACUCAAAUAUAUUCGAGAUUUUUUUAAUGAAAUAUAAAUUUAUAUCAACAAUAC